GUUCAAUUUUUAAGCUUGAAAACGUGUGAAAGAAUUCGAAACAAUGUCCUCUGGAGAACAACAAACGUCGACUGCUACUACCGGGCAGCCGCAUCUACAGCAACAGGAUCUUUCGAAGCUGAACAUUGCUAAGUUGACGCCGCUGUCACCAGAAGUAAUUUCUCGGCAGGCUACUAUUAACAUAGGAACCAUCGGCCAUGUAGCACACGGCAAAUCGACAGUAGUCAAGGCCAUCUCAGGUGUUCAGACUGUUCGUUUUAAGAACGAAUUGGAGCGUAACAUUACAAUUAAAUUGGGUUACGCAAACGCCAAGAUUUAUAAAUGUGACAACCCGAAAUGUCUCCGGCCGACUUGCUUCACUUCGGGUGGCUCGAGCAAGGACGAUAGUUUCCCAUGCUACCGCCCGGCCUGCACCGGACGCUUCCAGCUAGUUCGUCAUGUUAGCUUUGUCGAUUGCCCCGGGCACGACAUUCUCAUGGCGACCAUGUUGAACGGUGCGGCGGUUAUGGACGCGGCCUUGCUAUUGAUCGCAGGCAACGAAUCCUGUCCGCAACCUCAAACAUCCGAGCAUCUGGCUGCUAUCGAAAUCAUGAAGCUGAAACAUAUAAUCAUCCUGCAGAACAAAAUCGAUCUUGUGAAGGACACGCAGGCGAAGGAGCAGUACGAUCAGAUAAUUAAGUUCGUGCAGGGUACGGUGGCGGAGGGCGCUCCGAUCAUUCCGAUAUCUGCUCAACUCAAGUACAACAUCGAGGUGCUGUGCGAGUACAUCAUGAAGAAAAUUCCCAUUCCGCCGCGCAACUUCAUAGAUCCGCCUCGGUUGAUAGUAAUCCGUUCGUUCGACGUGAACAAACCUGGUUGCGAAGUGAAUGAUUUGAAGGGAGGCGUGGCCGGUGGUUCGAUCUUGCGCGGCGUGCUUACGGUCGGACAGGAGAUAGAGGUACGGCCCGGCCUGGUGAGCAAAGAUGCAGAGGGUCGGUUGACGUGUAAACCGAUCUUCUCGAAAAUCGUUUCACUGUACACAGAGCAGAACGAGCUGCAGUUUGCCGUACCCGGUGGGUUGAUUGGAGUUGGUACAAAAAUCGAACCGACACUUUGCCGCGCGGAUCGACUGGUGGGCCAGGUGCUCGGUGCCGUCGGUGCACUGCCAAACAUCUUCAUCGAGUUGGAGGUAUCGUAUUAUCUGCUCAAACGGCUGCUAGGAGUGCGUGUUGAGGGUGACAAAAAGGGUGCCAAGGUGCAGAAACUCGUCCGACACGAGAUGCUUCUCGUCAACAUCGGUUCGCUCAGCACCGGUGGACGAGUGGUGGCCACACGCGCUGAUUUGGCCAAGAUUGCCCUCACAAAUCCGGUGUGCACCGAGAAGAAUGAGAAAAUCGCACUGAGUCGACGUGUGGAAAAUCACUGGCGUUUGAUUGGAUGGGGACAGAUUCGUGGUGGAACCGUGAUUGAACCGUUAAAGGAACACUAGGAGGCAUAAUCAAUCACUAAUCAAACUUCACUAACAUCUACAAGUCGGUAAUACAAAAAGCAAAAGGAAUAACGAAAGUAUUGAAAAUAACCAUCGGUAAAUUGUUUCCCGCCACAAACCAUGAAUUAUUUCAUUGUUUUUCGAGAUCAUUACACUAUCGGAAAAGAUCACUCGAAAUCUGUACUCAUCCCAAUAGCUUUCAAACCAACAGUUUCUGUUUUUGUGAUGAAUAUUCGUUUCACAAACCGGCACGAAAAAUCAUUAGGACGGAUGAAUCCAUGAUUAUCUAUAAACUGCUGGAAAAGUGCACUACACCGAUUAGCUGGAAUAUGCAAGAUGAUUCCCUGAAGCAGCGAAGAAAAGAUACA
Molecule: messenger RNA, 1836 nt
Organism: Anopheles nili
Lineage: Eukaryota; Metazoa; Arthropoda; Insecta; Diptera; Culicidae
Product: eukaryotic translation initiation factor 2 subunit 3-like
Exons: 4
Coding region: 44-1468 (474 amino acids)
Biological process (GO): positive regulation of translational fidelity; formation of translation preinitiation complex
Cellular component (GO): eukaryotic translation initiation factor 2 complex; cytosol
Molecular function (GO): GTPase activity; tRNA binding; translation initiation factor activity
Source: RefSeq, a predicted model, not a curated record